Molecule: messenger RNA, 863 nt
Organism: Mandrillus leucophaeus (drill)
Lineage: Eukaryota; Metazoa; Chordata; Mammalia; Primates; Cercopithecidae
Gene: ARL6IP4
Product: ADP-ribosylation factor-like 6 interacting protein 4
Source: RefSeq, a predicted model, not a curated record
GUCAUUAUUGUGGAAGAGUUGCUACUUGGGGGCCUGAAAUCGGAUGAAGCGCACAGCCACGAUUUGGGUUACACAUUUGAAAAUCAGGGGGCUUCCAUAUUGCAGUCUUGAGCUCGGUCUCCCUGGGAAGGUGGGGCCACCAGCCCCAUGCCCCCGUUGCACGGAUCAGCUGGAGCAGAAUCCCGGCUUCCCUCCGGAUGGGCCUGUCCAUGCCCGCGCUCACUGCCAAGAUCUCUCUGGCCCCUACGGACACGAGUUUGCGACCUCUGAGUCACUGGGUGGGCUCGUGGGGUCUCACUCUGGAGCUCACAGUCGUACGGAGAAGACAGCACCAGCCGGGGAGGAGGGCGGCGCGCGCGAGGGUCGCCUUCUUCCCAGGGCACCGGGGGCGUGGGAUGAGCAGAAGUCCCGAAUCCAGGCCAUGAAGCCCAUGACCAAGGAGGAGUGGGAUGCCCGGCAGAGCAUAAUCCGCAAGGUGGUGGACCCCGAGACAGGGCGCACCAGGCUAAUUAAGGGAGAUGGUGAGGUCCUAGAGGAAAUCGUAACCAAAGAACGACACAGAGAGAUCAACAAGCAAGCCACCCGCGGGGACGGCCUGGCCUUCCAGAUGCGAGCUGGGUUGCUUCCCUGAGGGCCCCGGCUGGCCAAGGCCUGUGGACGGUGCUGGCGACCCGGCCUGGGCAGGCUUCAGGGUGCCAGUGGGAAGCCUGAUGAGUGCUGGUGGCCUUUUCCCCGUGGAUUGGCCUCUGGCCCAGCCCAGCCUCUUCUCAGGGGCAGGGGGUGGAGGAUGGGGUCACCAGCCUGCUCGGCACCCCCAUCUGAAACAGCGACACUUCUAAGCUAUUAAAGGUUCUCUGGUUAGA